Messenger RNA from Thecamonas trahens ATCC 50062, 1711 nucleotides. RefSeq lists its product as uncharacterized. The transcript has a single exon. The record is from RefSeq and is a predicted model, not a curated record. The coding region runs from base 1 to 1638 and encodes 545 amino acids. Lineage: Eukaryota; Apusomonadida; Apusomonadidae.
AUGCCAUACGGACUGUCCUGGCUCGCUGCAGCCGUCUGCCCGCCGGCCGCUACGGCCUUUGCCGCCCCGCCGCCGCCCGCAGGCCGCCCGCUGGCUACCCAGGCGCUGGCGGCCGCUGGCGGGACGACCGCCGCCGCCCUCGUCGGCUACGUCACCGACGUCGAGGGCAAGCUCGCGCUGUUCCAGGACUACGCCGCGCGCUCACUGGUGGUGAUGCUGGAAGUCGGUCCCGAUGGCCAUGAGCGGCUGCAGUGGCGCAAGCCGAGCGAUCCCGUUGGCUCUCCCGACGCAUCCCCUGAUCUCCACUUUGUCUACGGCGGCGACGUGUUCGACAAGGGCGAUGGUGAUCUGCGCCUUGCCCGCCUGCUGGUCGACUUUAAGAUCCGCUAUCCGCAACACGUUCACCUCAUUCUCGGCAACCGCGACGCCAACAAGCUCAAGCUAGUCGCGCAUCUCACUGGCCCGGAGCUCUCACAGUCGGUGCACACCCUGCCGGGCCCGUACUGGUGGUCGGGCCUCUCGAGCUACGUCACGCCAGCGCAGUUUAUGGCGUCGCGGGCGCUGCCAGACUCGCGGUCAGCCCGCCUCCGCUACCAUUUGCACUGCACCAUGGGUGCUGCCGCCAUGUUCGAGGCCCGCAAGGCCGAACUCGCCCUCCUCGCCGGCCGUUCCUCGCCUGACGACGUCUCGGACGACGAGGUCGUCGACUCGUUCCUCGCUGCCGCCGAUCCACGGCAUCCAGCGUCGCAGGAGACGGUAGUGGUUCCGCGUGAGGGACAUGUCUGUGUCCGUCCACACGACAUCGUCGCCUCUGGCGGCGGCGAGGCGCUCAAGUACGUGGUCCUCUCCGAGCUCGCUGCUCUCGUCCACGACUCGCUCUUUGUCCACGGCGGCGUCUCGCGGCGUGCGCUAGGCUUUGUCCCAGCCGACGACGCCUUUGAUGGGGUGACCCGCGCUGCCGUCGGCACCACCCUGCCUCCUUCGGCCUCGAUCCACGAGUGGGUCGCUGCCCUCCGCGCCUGGCAGCUCCGCGCACUCGCCGCCUUUGUUGCCUCGCCCGGCUACCUCGACCUCGACCGCAAUCAGCGCGGCGGCGCACAGCUCUUCUCCUACUUUUACACCCGUGCCGUCCACGGCCGCUCCGUCGCCAUCCACCCGUCGCUCACUCGAGGCGUGCCGAACGAGCCGCCGGCCGACGUGGCGCUGGCGCUCCGCGACUCGGGCAUCGCUCGGGUCGUCUCGGGCCACAAGCCGUUCUCCGACUCGCCCACCCUUGUUCGCGCCAACGGCGUCGAGUACAUUCUGGGCGACAUGUCAUUUUCCGACACCAACGCGCCCGACAAUCGCGGUGCUGCUGUGGCCGAGGUCGUCAUCGUCCAUCCGCGCGACGGCUUGCCGUCGUUUCCGUUCCUGCACGGCCGCCUUGCCUGCGGCCUCGAGUACGCCUUUGCCGCCAAGCAGCCGGACAACCCAGACGCUCCGGAUCCGGGAGCCUGGCUCGGAAAAAGGACCCGGACCGGCUGGAUCCCGGUCGUCAUUCUCCCGUCGGGCUGGCUCGUGCUCGACCGCGGCCGCGGACGUGUUGUUGAGCACUUGCUUGUUGAUCCCGCCGGCGUCGAGCGCAUGAUGGUCGCCUGACUCGCUGCCCGCGCGCGUGCGCCUAUGUCUGUGCGGCCACGAGUCGGCCAUAGAUCGAGUCUUCCGCCGCCAG